UACAAAUUCUGAAAUUGUAUGUGUGUCUCCCUCUCCCCCCCAGCUUUAUCAUUGGAAUGUGAUACAAAACACGACCACGUGGAUGCCUCGGAGCGGUCGGGGUAGGCUGUUUGGAGUGUUUAUCCGACUGGAUUUUUAAAAAUGCCCCCCCUUCUAAAACCACAGUUACGCCCCUGAUUUUAAGAACCAAAUGGAAGCAAACAGAGCAAAACGAGGGUUUCUAUUAGACAAAUUAAGCGCUCCAUCUGCCGGACAAUGUACGACGAAAAUGAGGACUUCUCUGACGUUGAAGAAAUUGCUAAUGUCAGGGGUUUCAAUCUGGAGGAGAAACUUGUUAGCGACUCAUACAACACACAUUUCGUUCAGUUGAUGGACGGCAAAGAUUUCACUUAUGAGUAUGUCCAGAGAGAGGCACUUCAGACCCCUCUUAUUUUCAAAGCCAGAGAUGGACUAGGGAUCAGAAUGCCAGACCCGGAGUUCACCGUCAGUGAGAUUAAAGGUUUGGUUGGUAGCCGUCGUGCCGUUGAUGUGAUGGAUGUGAGCACUCAGAAAGGCUCUGAGAUGAGCAUGGCCCAGUUUGUCCGCUACUACGAGACGCCUGAGAAAGAGCGGGACAAACUCUUCAAUGUUAUCAGUCUAGAGUUCAGUCACACCAAACUGGAGAACCUCAUCAAGAGGCCCACUGUGGUGGAUUUAGUGGACUGGGUGGACAACAUGUGGCCCCUAAAACUAAAACGAAGACAAACUGAAGCCACUAAUGUCAUCUCAGAGAUGAAGUACCCCAAAGUACAGAAGUACUGUUUGAUGAGCGUGAAGGGCUGCUAUACUGACUUCCAUAUUGAUUUCGGGGGCACGUCUGUGUGGUAUCACGUUUUCAAGGGAGGGAAGGUGUUCUGGCUGGUGCCUCCGACGCCUCAUAACCUUGCCCUGUAUGAGGACUGGGUUCUGUCAGGCAAGCAGAAUGACAUCUUCCUGGGAGACCGUGCAGAUGGCUGCCAGAGGGUGGAGCUGAAACAGGGCUACACCUUCUUCAUCCCCUCUGGCUGGAUUCAUGCAGUCUACACCCCUGAGGACACGCUGGUGUUCGGCGGCAACAUUCUGCACAGCUUUAACAUUCCCAUGCAACUCUCCAUCUAUGAGAUAGAGAACAGGACUAAGGUUAAUUCCAAGUUCCGCUACCCAUUCUACCAUGAGAUGUGCUGGUAUGUCCUGGAGAGGUACGUGCACUGUCUGACCAAGCGUUCCCAUCUCACUCCGGAGUUCCGUAGAGAGCCUCUGCUAAUCGACUUGGAGACUAAGAUGAGCACAGAGAGCCCCUCCUCUGACUCCCGGAGUCAGGACAUGGACGAGGAGGACUCCUGCGAGACGCAGCAGGGACGAGGUGAACAGGGUGACCGGUCUGCAUUUGAUGAUCCCUGCUCUCCUGAUAACAGGAAGGGUAAUCCCAGCGGCCCUCAGCACCUCAAAGCUGCCUUGUCCAAUGACUCUGAAGACAGCUGCAUCCCCACCUCCACCCAGCCUCCAGAGUUCCCCAAAACCCCCUUUGCCUCGCCAGUCUCAGAGUCUCCGAGUAAAUGGACUCAUCUGACUGAGUUUGAACUAAAGGGCCUCAAGGCCCUUGUGGAGAAACUGGAAGCACUCCCCGAAAAUAAGAAGUGUGUUCCAGAUGGCAUCAAGGACCCCCAGGCCCUGCUGGAUGACAUGAAGGUUGUCUUGAAGGAACAUGAAGACGAUGAUCCCAAAAUGGCUGCUACUGGAGUACCUGUGGUGUUCUGGCCCAAGAAGUCUGCCAAGCAGCAGCGGCCUCCCAACAGACCCAAACCCAAAAUGGCGGCCACAUCUCCCGCGGCGGCGGUCAAGCUGUCGGCCAGCCGGAGCACGUCUGGCGCCCGGAGGAGGAGGACGCGUUGUCGGAAGUGCGAGGCGUGCCUGAGGACAGAGUGUGGAGAGUGCCACUUCUGUAAAGACAUGAAGAAGUUUGGAGGGCCAGGUCGCAUGAAACAGUCCUGCAUCAUGAGGCAGUGUAUAGCGCCUGUCCUGCCCCACACAGCAGUGUGUCUGGUGUGUGGAGAGGCAGGGAAGGAGGACACAGUGGAGGAAGAGGAGGACAAGUUUAACCGCAUGCUCAUGGAGUGCUCCAUCUGCAAUGAGAUAGUCCAUCCUCUCUGCCUCAAGGUGAAAGAUUCCGGUGGAGUUGUAAAUGACGAGUUGCCAAACUGCUGGGAGUGUCCAAAAUGCAACCAUUCAGGGAAGACAGGGAAAGCCGUCAAGCAAAAAAGAGGACCAGGGUUCAAGUACGCGUCCAACCUUCCCGGGUCGCUACUGAAGGACUCACGAUUUAACCGUGACAUCAAGGAAGAGCCCGAGCCUCCCAGUGUGCCAACCUCACCCACUUUGACCAUGGCAACCGUGACCACAGUGAAAAGGAAGGCGGAGCGUGAUGACACCCCCAAAAGGAAAGCAGAGGAAUCUCCUCCUCUGAAGAAACGUUCUCCCAUGCUGUCUCUGGGCGGGCUACCCCGACCCAGGCUUGAGGACAACCCUCUGAGGAAGAAGAGGAUGCUGUUCGACAUCAAAGAUGAGGAUGAGCCUCCUGUUGUCAAGAAAAAGAAGAAGCCCCCAAAACCUGAUGACCUUUUGAUCCCCAAACUGUUAAAGCCCAUCAAGCAAGAGCGAGUGGAUGGGGACGAAGAACACAAAGCCCAUGAAGAUGAAGCGGAGGAUAGAUACACAGGGGACAGGGUUACAACUAAAGGGAAAAGACAAGAAGAGGAUGGAGAUAAGGAGGAGGAGGAGGAGAAAGAUGGUGGUGGAGAGGACUGUAAAGACGGUACAGUAAAGACUAUGCUGAGUCCACUGCUACGGACGUCUGCAGCCAGAGAGAGUGACCAGUCCUGCUCCAGCUCUCCCCGGGCAGGGCCCAGCAGUGAAGGGUGCGAUGCCCCAGAGAAGACACCUGGCCAGCUGAAGGCACGCAAGCGCCGCCGCCUCCCCAACAAAGAGCUGAGCAAGGAGCUGAGCAAAGAGCUCAACCUGGAGAUCCAGAAGACCGAGGACUGCCUGGCCAAUCAGAACCGCAGACCACUGAAGAGGGAGGACAGCCCAGCCAAUAACAGCCGUCGACCCUUGAAAACUGAGGACUCCUCGACCAAUCCGAACCGCAGACCACUAAAAACAGAGGACUCCCCGGGCAAUCAUAACCGCAGGCCAAUUAAGACUGAGGAUGGCCUAUCCAAUCACAACCGCCGCCCAUUGAAGACUGAGGACAGCUUAGUCAAUCCGAACCACAGGCCAAUGAAGACAGAGCCUGAGAGCGACGGGGAGGAGCCUAAGCCGAAGCGGCCACUCAACAACUGCAGCAGUGACCUCGGAGACUGGCUCCACCCCAGGGGGCGGGAGGUGAACGGGACGCCCCGCCAGCUCUCGCCCCUUGGGUGGAACCGCAGCCCUCCGAUCACGGCCAUUUGCCCACGCCCCCCUCCCUGCCGCUCACCGCCCAAGUGUGUCCAGAUGGAGCGUCACGUGAUCCGGCCGCCUCCCAUCAGCCCCCCGCCAGACAGACUGCCCCUGGACGACGGACAGAUCCACGUGAUGCGCAGGGAGGUGUGGCUGGCCGUGUUCGGACACCUCGCACACAGAGACCUUUGUGUCUGCAUGCGCGUCUGCAAGACCUGGAACAGAUGGUGCUGUGAUAAGAGGCUGUGGACGCGGAUCGAUCUGAACCGCUGCAAGUCCAUCACUCCCCUCAUGCUGAGUGGCAUCAUCCGCAGACAGCCUGUGUCGCUGGACCUCAGCUGGACCAACAUCUCCAAGAAGCAGCUCAGCUGGCUCAUCAACAGGCUGCCAGGUCUGCGCAUGCUGCUGCUCUCAGGCUGCUCCUGGGCGGCUGUGUCUGUCCUCUGCACUGCCAGCUGCCCGCUGCUGAGGACCCUGGACGUCCAGUGGGUAGAGGGGCUCAAAGACGCCCAGAUGAGGGACCUGCUCUCACCCCCAACAGACAACAGACCAGGUCAGCUGGACAACAGGAGUAAGCUGCGGAACGUGGUGGACCUGCGUCUGGCCGGGCUGGACAUCACCGACACCUCCCUGCACCUCCUCAUCUGCUACAUGCCCCAGCUGACCAGACUGGACUUGAGCUACUGCAACCACGUCACUGACCAGUCGGUCAACAUCCUGACUGCUGCAGGGAGCACCACCAGAGACUCACUCACUGACAUCAACCUCUCCGUGUGCAACAGAGUCACGGACCAGUCGUUGACAUACUUCAAGCGCUGUGGAAGCAUCUGUCAUAUUGAUUUGCGCUACUGCAAGCAGGUGACCAAGGAGGGCUGUGAGCGGUUCAUUGCUGAGAUGUCAGUGAGUGUACAAUUUGGACUAGUAGAGGAGAAACUACUACAGAAACUCUGCUAGUGGACACACAGCAGGUUGACAGAGACUGCACUGUAUGCACUCGCUAGCUAGGACACUCGCUAGAAUAAGGAACCAGCAAGGGUGGUGUUAUCGCCAUGGAGAAAGUGUUGUAUUUCAUGCAUUUCUGUGCAAAAAAUAACCCACAUAGGACAUUUUAAAAGUGACUGUGGCUCUGAUACUCAUUGAAUGCCUCUUGUGCUGCUGAAUCAGUCAUGUUUUCCAAAACAGGACUUACAACAUCUAAGGCCACCUGGCAUUACUGGAUAUUUGACAAAGCAUGUUUUGUCUUUGAGAUAUUUCAGUUAUUUUUUUAUUUCUGCAAAUGAACAGGCUGUGUAUGUUCACAAUGGUUAUGUUUUACUUAUUUUGUUUAGUAUGUACUGUUGUUGCAGUGCACAGUUUAUGCAUUACACAUACAUAUUUUUGUAUCAGAAAGUGUUUCAUACUUUUAUGUGCAGCAUUGAACGCACUGAUUUACAGUACCAUUUUUUAAAUGGACAAUAUUCAAUCUGCCUCUGUUUGUUUAUUAUUAUUUAGACUCAUCCUCUGUAGAUUUAUGUGAAUAGAACAGUAACUUGUUUUCUGUGCGGCUGUUUUAUAUUUAAUUUAUUUAAGUGCUGAUGUUCAGUUUGAUGUUUAAUUGUCUGUACAGUACACAGGUACUUUCUCCUUUUCAUGUUUUAGUUUUACUGAACUUACAUUUCUAAAUAUCUAGAAAAAUCUAUUUGUACUGUUUGACAAAUAAAUAUUACUGUCCUUUCCAAGGUUUAUCAAGCCAGUAUGAGUUGGCACCAGUGACUGUUUGCAAGAGGAAGCAUCAUAAGGCUGAUUCAAAGAAAACUACUGCAUACCAAGAAUCUGUCAGUCUCCAUAUACUAGGCUGGUGUGACAUUAUCAUGGUCUGCUUUUUUACAAGGGAUUCUCACACAUUUGGAUGCAGGUUUUAAGCAGACACUUGAUUUUGAAUGAAAACAGUAUGUACACUGAGUGUACAAAACAUUAGGAACACCGUCAGGGCAUGGGGUCGGAAGCGUUCCACAGGGAUGCU
This is a messenger RNA of Coregonus clupeaformis (lake whitefish), 5458 nucleotides long. Its product is annotated as lysine-specific demethylase 2B. Bases 256 to 4410 code for a protein of 1384 amino acids. Gene Ontology annotation, molecular function: transcription coregulator activity; protein binding; zinc ion binding. The transcript has 21 exons. NCBI's taxonomy places the organism in Eukaryota, Metazoa, Chordata, Actinopteri, Salmoniformes, Salmonidae. Gene Ontology annotation, biological process: regulation of transcription by RNA polymerase II; protein demethylation. The record is from RefSeq and is a predicted model, not a curated record.